AUGGUUCUCUCAAAGACCGCGUCGGAGUUCGAUGUCUCGGUGCACUCCAGCUUCGCCUCGCGCUACGUCCGCACCUCCCUGCCGAGGUGAUCAUCUCCACGCCUCCGAUCUGGCCGGCGACGGCCGCCGUGACCAGAUCCGGCGCCGCCGCCACCGCCUAUGGUGACUCUCCGUCUGAUGGGUGGGUGCCCUCUGUGAUUUUUGCAGGUUCCGUAUGCCGGACAACUCCAUCCCCAAGGAGGCGGCGUUUCAGAUCAUCAACGACGAGCUGAUGCUCGACGGCAACCCGCGGCUGAACCUCGCGUCCUUCGUGACGACGUGGAUGGAGCCGGAGUGCGACAAGCUCAUCGUGGCCGCCAUCAACAAGAGCUACGUCGACAUGAACAUCACUUUCACCAUGACCAAGAGGGGCAAUCUUGAAGGAUUUCACUCCCCCCGAUUCCUUCUAUAUAUAUGGACACAACUCCGAGGGGUACCGUCGUCUUCUUGCUACCUGUUCAUCUCCCGCUCGUUCUGUCGAGAUGAUAAACGUCCGCGGGACCUGUAG
Messenger RNA from Spirodela intermedia, 547 nucleotides. Lineage: Eukaryota; Viridiplantae; Streptophyta; Magnoliopsida; Alismatales; Araceae. The record is from the annotation of a GenBank genome assembly.